AUGGACUUCGGUGAAAGAAUUAAUUGUUGUAAUGUAUUAGAUAAAGUAAGAGCUUCCCCAUUAGCAAAAUUUUUAGAACCAAUUAUGUCUAAGCACUAUGAAGCUAAAAUUUCCAACCUAACCUUAGAAAUGAUAUACGACAACGUGCAAUCAGGAAAAUAUCAAUCAUCCAAUAAAGUUAUAGAUGAUGUGAGUCGAGCAAUUAACAAUUUAAUAAAAAUUAGCGGUAAAAAUUCAAAAAUUGGCUUAGCUGGACAAACAUUAUUGCAAAUCUUUUACGAAGAAAUGGAUAAAGUUAUCGCGUCUUCAAAGAAUAAUAGUACGUCUCGCGAAUUAAAUAUAAUUGCUGAUAAAAUAAAGGAAUUAUCAAAUGAAAUUUGUAAUUCACCAGAUCAAAUGCCUAAAGAGGGAGAAGUAACAAAUUCUCUUCCUAAGAAACCAUUUAUACAAGGAGGAUUUGAUCAUUUAGUUGUAGAAGUGUUCGAUUUUAGUGCAGAUGGCGUUUCAGCUGAAAGCGACGAAGCAAUACAGAAAUUAGCAGCUCUUGCUACAUCUUACGAUAAAACUAUUGUUCCAAAGAAAAACAAAUUUUCAUUCAAAUUCUCACAGCUCUCUCCAUUUGCUUUAUCACUGAUCAAAAAGUAUAUCAACAGUAUUGAUUCUGAUAUUAUAACAUGUAGAUAA
Molecule: messenger RNA, 684 nt
Organism: Trichomonas vaginalis G3
Lineage: Eukaryota; Parabasalia; Trichomonadida; Trichomonadidae
Product: bromodomain family
Exons: 1
Coding region: 1-684 (227 amino acids)
Molecular function (GO): protein binding
Source: RefSeq, a predicted model, not a curated record